CCCAAACCUGGCUACAGCCACCUCCUUUGAGGUACAAAAGCAAAUGUCAAACAAUGUCAAGUAGAACAACUUUACUUUUUCUCAUUAUAUUAUUGUUAAUAUAAUAUGCUAAAAGGAGCAGCAGCAGCCCCUAACUUGUAAAUAUAUACUUUAAUCUCUUCUUACUCAACCUCUUCACCAGGAAUAAUUCUCUCUUCUUGUUUUCUUUGUCAAACAAUUUGAUUUUUCAUUUGACUGCUGUAUCGACCAACCCCAUCUGCCAACUAUCAUUUUUAUGUAUAGUUGAUAAGCUGUGAUCAAAUUGUUGAUAAUAUUUUUGUGGGUUUUGAGGUUUGUCAAUUUUUCGUGUUGUAAUUGGGAAAAAAAUGUUAGGGAGGGAGUGUUGGUGUUGGGAUAAUUUAUGUGAUUAUUACCCUGUUGUUGAAUCAAAGAAAUUUUCUUUGCCUUCACCCCUUCCUAAAUGGCCUCAAGGCAAUGGAUUUGGAACAGGAAGAAUAUGUUUAGGGGAAAUUGAAGUUGUUCAAAUCACCAAAUUUAAGAAAAUUUGGGGUUGCGGCUCAUCGUUUGGAAAAUCGGACUGUGUUUCGUUUUAUAUGCCGGAUGGAAUUCCAGAAGGAUAUUAUAUCCUUGGUCACUAUUGUCAGCCAGAUGGUGAGCAUAUAACCGGUUAUGUUCUUGUUGCCAAAGACUUAUCUAAUGUCCAAGAUUCAGCUUCAAAGCUCCCGGCUCUUCAAAAGCCUCUGAAUUACACUUUAAUUUGGAGGUCGGACUCGCAAUACAAUGGAGGUGGUUAUAUUUGGAUGCCAAAUGCACCAGUUGGUUAUAAAUCGAUAGGAUGUUUGGCUUCUGUUGAGCCUAAUGAACCUGAUCGUGAUGAAGUUAGAUGUGUCCGAGCUGACCUGACGGAAAAUUGUGAGGCCUCUGAAAUGAUAUUUAGUUCAGAUUCCUUUUUCCAAAGGAAACAAUUUCAAGUUUGGAAAACUAGACCGUGCAAGAGGGGCAUGCUUUGUGCAGGGGUUUCUGCUGGGACGUUCUUCGGUAGUACAAGCUUCAGUUCUGGAGAUGAGCUUGAUAUUGCAUGCUUGAAAAAUCUCGACUCCUCUCUACACGCAAUGCCCAAUCUCGAGCAGAUCCAUGCCCUCAUCAAGCACUAUGGACCAACAAUGUAUCUCCAUCCAGAUGAAAUUUAUUUGCCUUCCUCAGUUGCAUGGUUCUUCAUGAAUGGAGCUCUCCUUUACAAAGAUGGAAGGAAUAAUGGUACAGUCAUCAACUCAAAAGGCUCAAACUUGCCUGCAGGAGGAUUAAACGAUGGUCAAUAUUGGCUUGAUUUGCCAAAUAAAGAUGAUGCAAAUAGAACCAGUGUCAAAUGUGGGAAUAUCGAGAGUGCAGAGCUCUAUGUUCAUAUCAAACCAUCGAUAGGAGGAAUCUUCACAGAUAUUGCAAUGUGGAUAUUCUGUCCUUUCAAUGGACCGGCUACUGUCAAGAUUGGAUUAUUGAGUUUUACUUUGAAUAAAGUAGGAGAGCAUGUUGGUGAUUGGGAGCACUACACACUCCGUAUCAGCAACUUUUCUGGUGAGCUCUGGAGUGUGUAUUUCUCAGAACAUAGUGGUGGUGAAUGGGUAGAUGCCUGCAAACUGGAGUUCAUAGAGGGUAACAAGCCAAUUGUAUAUGCAUCGAAAUAUGGCCACGCGAGUUUCCCACAUCCUGGCUGCUAUCUUCAAGGCUCUUCUAAACUCGGUUUUGGACUGAGAAACGAUUGCGCCCGUAGCAAGUACUAUGUGGACUCUAGCAGCAAAUAUGAAAUUGUAGCUGCCGAGUACCUUGGAGAGGGAGUUGUUGCAGAACCACCAUGGUUGCAGUAUAUGAGAGAAUGGGGUCCAACCAUCAUAUACGACGGACGAUCAGAAGUGGAAAAAAUAAUCAAGCAUCUUCCUUUUUUCAUGAGAUUUUCAGUGGAAAGUUUCAUUGAGCUAUUUCCAACUGAACUUUAUGGUGAAGCAGGGCCAACAGGACCAAAGGAAAAGGACAAUUGGUUGGGGGAUGAAAGAUGGUAGGUGGUUUGACAUAGCUGCUCAUGUCCAAAAUGCACUUGGCAACCAUUUGAUGUACACUGCAGUAGGGGGGUUCAAAUGAAAACCUUUCUUCUGCAUCUGUAUCCAAUUCUACGUAAUAAAUUGUAUAAACAAUCAUAAAUUUUUCAUGAUAGACAGUAUAAACGAAUUAGGGCUUGUUUGGUAGAACGUAGAAGAAUAUGAUAAAUAGAGUUCUUAUGCAUUUUCUGGUUUGAUAUAUUAAAAAUAGUGUGCAGUAUUGUAU
Molecule: messenger RNA, 2316 nt
Organism: Solanum lycopersicum (tomato)
Lineage: Eukaryota; Viridiplantae; Streptophyta; Magnoliopsida; Solanales; Solanaceae
Source: RefSeq, a predicted model, not a curated record